UACAUUACCCAGAAGCCCCUGGGAAAGGGAUGAAUGGCGUGCGAGUGCUAUGAAUGGGGGGAUGUUUGCGCUUUUUAGCGCUUUGCUCUUCCGCCUCCGGUCAUUCAGGCCUCAAGGCGAGAAUCGAGGAAGUGUGUAAUGCUAUAGGACACGUAUGUGUUAGCUAGUUUUCGUGCUGUCCACACUUUUCAGCCGCGCUUCGCCUUGGAAUUCACGUCAAAGUGAGCUUCCUACCUACGUACUCAAAUCGCAGUCAAUUUGGGCUACCAUAGACACACAUAAUGCUGGCGGGGCUAUUAACCGAGCACUCCGUCGUCUGUUUGUCUGGAAUUCUUGUGUCUGCAUACGCUCUCUAUGUGGAAAUGAGAAAAUCUAAGGACAAGAAUUAUAAGGCAGUCUGUGACAUUGGCGAAAACAUGAGCUGUUCACGCGUACUCACAUCCAAAUACAGUAAAGGCUUUGGGUUGGUUGAACUUCUUGUUGGAAAAGACCAUUUUAUGAAUCUUCCCAAUUGCCUUAUUGGGAUUGUGUUUUACCUCUUUCAACUCUGUCUGGGGAUGGUUGGUUCAUCAUGGUGUAACUCCCUUCUGCUGAUAACUUCCAUCAUGUCCUGUGUUGGCUCUGUCUAUCUCGGCUACAUCUUGUUUGUUAUUCUGAAGGACAUUUGUCUUGUCUGCAUUGCUACCUACAUCGUAAAUGGCACUCUGUUCUACCUAAACUACCAAAGAGUCCUAUCAUGAUUAAAGCAUUAUCAGCUAUAAUAAUUAAAACUUAGAGAUUAUAAUAAUAUAUAGUAACAACCUAGUUAUUUAUCAUGAAUCACAAUGUAAUGGAUUGUAAAUUUUAUGAUUAAAUGAUAACAGAUUAAAGUACAUUAAAGUGAA
Molecule: messenger RNA, 884 nt
Organism: Nematostella vectensis (starlet sea anemone)
Lineage: Eukaryota; Metazoa; Cnidaria; Anthozoa; Actiniaria; Edwardsiidae
Product: vitamin K epoxide reductase complex subunit 1
Exons: 4
Coding region: 282-740 (152 amino acids)
Biological process (GO): peptidyl-glutamic acid carboxylation; vitamin K metabolic process
Molecular function (GO): vitamin-K-epoxide reductase (warfarin-sensitive) activity
Source: RefSeq, a predicted model, not a curated record